Molecule: messenger RNA, 904 nt
Organism: Marasmius oreades (fairy-ring Marasmius)
Lineage: Eukaryota; Fungi; Basidiomycota; Agaricomycetes; Agaricales; Marasmiaceae
Exons: 3
Coding region: 114-314 (66 amino acids)
Source: RefSeq, a predicted model, not a curated record
GGCAGCAUAACCCUUCAGAUCAUCAUGAUUUAUACUGUUGUUAUCGAAGAUAUUUUUGUUGGAGUGGCAUUGGGACAAUUGGUGAGAGCGAGAGACUAAUUUGAGCGGAAGUCAUGAACGCCUCCGUGAACCCCACUUUCGAUACCGUCAUCUUUCUACAGUCUAACUCAGCGCCUUCCUCUGGCGUCAACUACACCCCAAUAACCGUCGGAUCUUCCGCGAACUCAGCCUCGCAUCCAACUCGCGCAGAGGAUGACCAACGUUGCGGCCUGAUCAAACGAUGGAAUCGUAAGGAGCAAAGAGGUGUUGGAUGAGCCGGAGACAUUUUUUGCUGAGGGCCAUGGUCGUGAUUUCUGGUUCGGAUGUUAGAGAUGUCGAGAUGAACGGCGUCGGGAAUAUAAACAAAAUACGCCUAAUUCGCCACCUCCCUUGACACAAACUUUCCUUCAUAGCUGAUCAACAAUGAAGAUGUCGAUACCAACAUCAGUCCCAAUCUCACCUCCCUGUCAAUCGCAUUCACGGAAACACCUGUUAUUGGUUCGAGUUGGUGCCACGGAUCCACUUCUCGUGCCCAAAUUGAUAACCUCAAUGGCCACAAACUGUCAGUAAAGUCAAAUCAACCUCGUUACCAUAUUCGACAACUCUCCGUCUACUCUAGGGAAGCGCUGCGAAGAAUCCGAGUUCAAUUAUAACCUCUUUUUCCUCUUCCUCCGCCUGGUGAACUUGGAUGCGGCCGUUUCCAUACGAUCAUCCUCACAAGGGAUAUGAUCUAUUCUCAUUUAGAUUGCAGAGCAUUGCUGUUUUGGAGGUGAGGUUCUCCAAUUAAUAUAUCCUGUAUGUCGCUGUUACAGUUACCGGCCCAUUCUUACCUGCAUAUGUCAAUUUUCAUUUUUGCCUUCGCGCG